ACUGACGCACCAGUCAGCCAAGCAUUCUAGCACUGGAUGUAUUGCCCUGCACUGGGCAUAGAGUGACCAUAGAGUAUGUAAUAUAAUUAUAUUUGGCAAGACAACUCUCCUGGCUCACUCAGGAGCCCCCACCGCUCCUGAUACACAGGAAUCCUUGGAUCUGAUGAUGCGCAGGAAAUAACACAGUUUCAGUUUGCAAUUCCAGGCGAGAACCAAGGAACAGAGUGAGCAGUGAUCAGGUUUAUUACCGAAGCUGGAAAUGGACAAAAUGCCGAACAGUGAGGACAGGCCGCCUGCAGUCAGGGGCAGUGAGACUGAGCGAGCAGAGGGCAGUGGGUCUGUGCUCAAUGAAGUCAGCACGGCUGGAGGCCAGGGCAGCAGCGACAUGCCUGCUCUCCGCAAACCAGAUGUUCCCAGCUCCAGCCCGCCCAGACUCGUGCCCCUGACUGAGGUGAUGGAGAUUGCUAACGGAGUGUCCAAGAUGGUUAUUGCACAUGAAAUAGUCAUCAACAGCAACUUCCAGAUCCGACAGCCGGAACCUUCCGAGGACAGUUUGGAGAGCAGAGUGAAGGAGGUCGUCCAUAAAGCCUUCUGGGACAGUUUGCAGUCACAGCUGAGCAAGACACCGCCGCAGUACACACACGCCAUCAAACUCCUCCAGGAGGUCAAAGAGUCGCUGCUCUCGCUCCUGCUCCCGGCCCACACCCGCCUGCGGGCGCACAUCGAGGAAGUGCUGGACAUGGAGCUGAUCCAGCAGCAGGCGAGGCAUGGAGCCUUGAGCCUCCCCCAGCUAGCUCGCUUCAUCACAGCCACCAUGGCCAUGCUGUGUGCUCCAGUCAGAGACCAGGAUAUCAACAGACUGAAAGGUCUGACCCAGCCGGUACCAAUCUUCAGGGAGAUCUUCCGCGUUCUGGAUCUGAUGAAGAUGGACAUGGCAAACUUCACCAUCCGCAGCCUGAAGCCACACCUGUUGCAGCAGUCCAUCCAGUACGAGCGAGGCCAAUUCCAGCAAUUCCUGGACAAGCAGCCCAACGCCUUGGACAACACGAAAACAUGGCUGAAGACGGCAGCGGCAGAAACGGCCCAGUCACUCGCUGCGGGCUCUGGUGGUUACAGACCCACAGUGCUCAGCCCCACGCUGGUGCUCAACCAAGGCUACAUCAACCUGCUGCAAUGGGAGGCUGACAGCAACACAUACCCCGAGACUAUGCUGAUGGACAGAUCUCGUCUCCAGGAGCUGCAGCAAAGACUGACUUACCUAAAGCUUGUGGCCUCCGUCCUUUUGGUGACCAGUAAUGUGCUGGGCGUGCAGCCUGGGUUUGUAGAUAAGUUAAAGCAGGUGACUGCUGCCCUGUUAGAGGGGUUGCAUCACAGGACCUUCAACUUGGAGGAGGCUCUACUUGCCAUCAGUGACCAGGUCAUCAAAGAGGUCAAGAGGUCGCUGUCUGACCUGCAAAGUGCUCCUUUGACAAACGAGACCGAGUUCAUCCUGAAAGGCCAAAUCAGAAGCAUCGCACAGACAGACAAUCCCAUUCGCACGUUACUUGGUAAUCGGAUGGUGAUGUACCUGAGGGAUGCGCUGAGCUGUCCGCAGCCUCUCCCAGGGGGCCUGACCCCGGUCCAGGCCGAGCUGCAGGAUGUGGCCUCUGCCCUGGGCCGUGUGGUCCAUCACAACAGCCUGGUGUUCGGGCCCUAUUACUGCAGCAUCCUGACUAAGCUGCUGCUCCCUGAGUGCGGCACAGACUCCCGCUGACCUGCUCGCAGACAGGAGGGGCCUCACAACGAUGGGGCGGGGAACCAAGUCCAAGACAACAGCGUUUCACAACACCCAAUACCCAACAGUGUAACAUUUGUAAUAGAGAAACAUUCCCGGGAAGAUAAUCCCAUUAAAUCCUGGGUCAGGGCCAGGCAGGGAAGCUUUUUUUUCCCCUUUUCAAAGCAAAAUCCUUUUUUUUCUGGUUUGUGUUUUUUUUUCUAUUGAAGGGCAUUCCCCCAAUUUCGUUCUCUGUGUCUCACACUAGUUUCCUGAGGAGGAGAGGAGAGCAGCAAUCUGCCUCAGGAGACAGGCAUUACCAGAGAGUCAGUCAGGACUGGGAGUUUCCAAUAGACUGGAAGCAAAGAGACGUUAUUCCAAUGCUAAAAAAAAAAGUGACAGAAUCAUACCUGGCAACUACAGACUCAUUAGCUUUACCUCAAUGAGAGUGGAAAUGAUGGAGUCAAUCAUCAGAAACUAAAUGGAAGAUUAACCAUAGAAAAAUAAGCUAAUAAUUGACAGCCAACGCAGGUUCAGAAAGGUCUAUGACCAUAGACUUUUUGAGGAAGUGACAAUCCAAUUUGAUUCUAUACAACUAUAAACUAUGUUGUUAGUUGACCUAUCGCUCACUGUGUCAAAACAGUGUGAGGCAGCAAUAAACAAGGCAAACAGGAUGUCGGGCGAGGAGCUAAAUCAGUGGAGUUCAGAUCCCCAGACGUCAUUGUCAGGCUGUACGUUGCUCUGGUCAGGCCACACCUUGAACACUGCACACGGCUCUGGUCACUGACAUAAGGGGCUGCUCAGGCCAUAGAGACAGUGCAGAGGAGAGCAACGAGGAUGAUUCCCAGCGUUAGAGGAAUGAGCUGUGAGCAACGACUAGACAACCUCAGGCUCAUCAGUCUUGAGAGAAGAUGACUCAGAGAGGACCUCAUAGAGGUGUAUAACAUUUUAAAUGAGAUUGAAAAGAAACCCAGAUCAUUACUUUAGGAUACAGCAA
Callorhinchus milii (elephant shark) is the source of this 2750-nucleotide messenger RNA. Its product is annotated as T-complex protein 11-like protein 1. Lineage: Eukaryota; Metazoa; Chordata; Chondrichthyes; Chimaeriformes; Callorhinchidae. The transcript is spliced from 10 exons. Gene Ontology annotation, cellular component: sperm flagellum; acrosomal vesicle. Gene Ontology annotation, biological process: regulation of sperm capacitation. Bases 260 to 1753 code for a protein of 497 amino acids. The record is from RefSeq and is a predicted model, not a curated record.